This is a messenger RNA of Ochlerotatus camptorhynchus, 1513 nucleotides long. It is a transcript of the gene E2f2, whose product is annotated as E2F transcription factor 2. Gene Ontology annotation, biological process: regulation of transcription by RNA polymerase II. Gene Ontology annotation, cellular component: RNA polymerase II transcription regulator complex. The transcript has 3 exons. Bases 210 to 1283 code for a protein of 357 amino acids. The record is from RefSeq and is a predicted model, not a curated record. Gene Ontology annotation, molecular function: DNA-binding transcription factor activity, RNA polymerase II-specific; RNA polymerase II cis-regulatory region sequence-specific DNA binding. NCBI's taxonomy places the organism in Eukaryota, Metazoa, Arthropoda, Insecta, Diptera, Culicidae.
CCGAUUAGCUGGGCUUUUCAAGCACUGUCCGCAAAGCAGUCGCGUUUCCAAAAGAUUCGUCAGUAAAGUUCUGCCCCCGAGGUUCCACCGGUGCCGACGGAAAUGAUUUCGGACCGUACGUGAGUUAAGAUUGUUUGUGUCGUCCAGUUGAAAUCUAGUCUCCCACCGAAGGGUUGAGCGUGUGAGUGCAGUACCGUGCAUCUAGUGCGAUGGAAGUGCAAAAUAGCAGCAACAACAGCAAAAAACGCCACCCGCCACCGGUGGAUGAUGACCUGGAUGCGGCCGGGCCCAAGCGGCUCGAGAAAUCCCUAGCCAUGAUGACCGUGAACGUGGUAGAUCUGCUGAAGAAAGCACCAAAGGGCAUUCUAAAUCUGGGCGAGGCUACUAAAAUAUUGGAAGUCCGCCAGAAGCGACGAAUUUACGACGUGACAAACGUACUGGAAGGCAUCGGAUUGAUUGAGAAACACGGCAAGAAUAGCGUCAAGUGGCGCGGAGAUACUCUUACUCCGGAUCCUCGUGAUGUCAAUCGUCAAAUGCGUGUUCUGAAGCACGAGCGUAGCUCCCUCUUGGCCUACGAAGCCUCCAUUGACAAACAAUUGAAGAUAGUCCGUCAGUGUAUGAACAAUUCUCACGUCGAUGAAACUACCACUUCCUUUGCCUACGUUACGAGUGAAGAUAUAACGGAUGUAUUUGGCGAGCAAACGACCAAUCUGCUAGUGAAGAAGCCAAGCGAAUCCACGUCGAUAGACAACAGUACCAAAACAUUACGCAUUUCAUCGGGAAAAGGGCUUCCGCUGGAUGUGAGAUUGCUCCGCGAACCGAAUGGGGCAUGUUUCAGUAGGCCAAUGAGGAGAGUCAAUGUGCGGAGAAAACAGAACAAACAUCAGUUCAAGCGGCUCGAAGCCCGCAGGCGGGAUGAAAAAAGUGCAAUCCAAUUAUGGCAAGAGUUGAACUCCGAUUUAAACCGAAUAACCGAUGGCGAGCAACGGGAGCAGGAACGGGAUGCCAAAGUGCUCCUCGGAAGGGAUCUCACUCGACUUAGUCGAUUUCACUCUCAAAGCUUGCAUCAGCAGGACGACGUCGAUCCCAAUUCACCUUUCAUCUCACUUGAACCGCCGGAGGGUUGCGGUUACACAUUCUCCUUAGCUGCCAACGAAGGAGUGUAUGAUCUGUUCGAUCUUUCUUGUCCGUCCUCAAGCGGUGUCCAGCGAAGUCAACCAAUGGAGACAGCGGAAAACCAAAAACUCAUUCAACAUGAUGCAAAUCCACUAGGUGUAAAUUAAAUUUUGUUUAGUCGUAAUUGUUGUAACUAUUGUGUGAGUCAUUACUUUCUUCCAUCAUGAGCGCAAAAUUCCAUGUUUAGGGUAAGUUAAUUUAUGUAAUUAAUCCUAGUAGAUUUUUUUUUGUAUCGACCUUGAUUGGCACAUCACAAAAUAUUUUAUUUCUCAUUUUAUAGAAUAUUUAGAACACACCUUUAAAAUAAAGUCGCAUAAUAAACUGUAAAAUUAUUAUU